CACAUUGAUGAUAAAGCCAGUUGGUCAUUACACAUCAUGUAUUGUGGUAUACUACACUAACGCACAUUACGCAUGCGCAUGUCGGAUUCGUCAUUCAUCGUUCGCUGUGGCCGACAUCACGAAACCGUCAUUUUCUAAAAUCAGUUAAUUUUGCCAACGAAUUACCGCAUUACUAAUUAUAGAAAAUGCCGACCCCAGUGUUAACUAUAGAGCCGCAAAAUGAACUCAAGUUUAAAGGGCUCUUUGAGCAGGGCUACACGACGUACAUGCGGCUGAUAAACCCGACCACUGAUACAGUCUUGUUCAAGAUUAAGACCACCGCGCCUAAGAAAUACUGCGUGCGCCCCAACUCUGGCGUACUUGAACCAAACUCCAAAGUGGACAUAGCCAUCACUCCACAGCCGGUGUUUGUCGACCCGAAUGACAAGCACAAACACAAGUUCAUGGUUCAGAGUGUUAUUGCUCCAGAGGGCAAGACAAACAUAGAUCAAGUUUGGAAGGAAACGAGUCCUGAUCAGCUUAUGGACUAUAAGCUAAAAUGUGUAUUUGAAACGCCUCGCGGUACUAAUCUCAACGACGCCGGUGACGUACCGGCGCAAAACGAAGUAUCUAAGAAACGAGUUGCGGUUGCAGACGACGCGAAGACUCCAUCAAAGGACGCCGUAGAAGGCCUAGUUCAAAACGAGCCUAAGAUCAAGGACGGUGACCACACAUCUGGACCUUUAAGCGAAAACGCGGUUUCUACGGCUUUGUCUUUCCCCAAAUCGGAGAAUGCUGAAAGCGACUUGCAAAAAGCGACGUCAGAGGUGAUUCUUUUGAGGGAGGAGGAGAGCAAGCUUAGACAUGAAAAUCUACAGUUAAAAGAAGAGCUGCUGCGUCUGCGCCAAGCGGGAGGCGAUGGUCGCGGCGCGGCGCGGCGCCACUCGUACGGGCCGGAGAAGCAAGCGCAGGCGGCCAUGAUGCCGUGGCUCGCCACUGCCGUCGCCAUGGCCCUGCUGGGCAUCAUCAUCGGCAAGUUCCUCAUGUGAACGGUAUCGUUGCCGCCGCGGUGACCGGACGCCUCACACUCACCGCUGUUCCACCACUCCCAACGCCUCUUCCUCGCACAAGGCAGCUUCACCUUCAUUUAACGCCCCUCUGGCCAUGCUUCAGUCGAGAUACGCUCCUGCCGAGAGCUGUGUGACUAUGCUAGACAAUCCUCUUCCAUAGAACAAUCGGUGCGAUCCAUCCGUUCGAUUCCGGUACGAUUUCGUUCGCCUCAAGCAUAAGAAUAGUUAUUUCCCGGCUCUUGAUUUAUAAAACUCCUCAACAUUAUUUCAUUUGUUUUUGGAUCUAAUUAAACAUUUGCUACCAAAAGCAUGUAUUGUAAAGUAAUCAUUUUUGUAAAUCAACCGUAUAAAUAGUAAGUGUUUGUAAAAAGAUUUAAUUGAUAGCUUCUCUUUAUGUGUAUUUGUGUCACAAUUGUUUGAUAUAGAGAGAUAUCUGUAAAGACUUGAAUUGAAUAUUUAGAAAAUAUCGUGGAUGAGUGUGACAUCGUCGGUGUACAUUUAGGAUUCGUAUUAAAUUGAAGCAUUAAUAAAACUUAGAGUAAAUAUAAUGUACACACUUGAGUAAUUCCGCUUUCAUAUUCGAAUAGUUAAUAAAUAUGUAGAGGUUUUAUAGCAUUCAUGGUAUACUGUAUAAAGUAGGGCAGUUAUAAAAUUAAUUGUUUGUUAACGAGCAGACACCAAAUAUUUUCCACGAGGUUUGCCGAGGGAGCGCUUGGUAUGUCUUAUUCAUAAAAAGGUCUCAAAAGCACUUUGCCUAAAACGGUAGGCUAAAAAGGUUUGAAGUUUGUUGUGUUAAGGUUAUUCGAGUUUCCUAAGGCUUAUAGGCUAAGAAGUCGGCGUGUCGUUAGCAGAGCCAGGAAUAUUCGAGAAGCCUUAUUAUAUAGUUAGGGGUCAUCCAUCAAUUACGUCACACGAAUUUCUAGGUUUUUUGACCCCUCCCCCCUCCUUGUCACACUUGGUCACAUUGGGCACACCCCCUCCCCCCUGGUGUGACGUCACAUUUUUGGCAAUUUUGUUUUCAAAGAAAUCGGCGAAUCGAAUUAGGUAUUAGUAAUUAUUUAUCAAAAUAUUUUUGAAAAAAAAAAAUUAGUUAUUUAAACCCCAAACUGAUUAGGAAAGAAAAUUAAACGAAUAAAAACAAUAAUCGUCCCAAAAACUUGUUAUUUAACUGUAGAGCGAAUUAAAAUUAAAAAUCGGUUACAGAUGAACUUAAAGUGACGUCACAAAGUUGUGACUCCUCCCUUGUCACAACAUGUCAGAUUUUCUUGACCGCCCCCCCCCCCCCUAAACGUGUGAUGUAAUUAAUGGAUGACCCCUUACGGUAUGAAUCAUAUCUUGAUAUGCCUUUUAUGAAUAAGGCCAGUGGAAUUUGUUUCUUAAAUCGUCAAUGAGUUACCUCGAAAACACCUACGCCGUGCGAGUGAAAAAGAUAUGUGUAAUGUGUAUAUCAUAUAAAAUACUGAAUGGGCAUGCUCCAAAAUUUUAUUAGAAGAAAUAUGUCACUAAAUAUUUUAAAUAAAUAUCUUGCUCAUUCCAUUUUAAAGAAAUAUCAUCGGUUAAAAUAUUAAUAAAUUGUAAUACUAAUUACUUAGUUUUUUUACUUAAGAGGCCGUUAUCGAUUUUAGUCGCAAUAAUGUCAAAUUGAUAGAUUUAGCGCAUGAGAAAGUACACCUUUUGUUAACUAUUAGAAAUAACAAGUGCUGGUUUCUUUUAGCACGUCUUGUUAUUUUUCAUUUUAAUAAAUCAUUUUUAUGAAAACAGAGUCACUUAAUUAGUAAUGAUUUUUUUUCUGAUGGACGUUUAGAUAAACGCGCGUAAAGCAGUGCAGCAGCGCAGCUUAUUUGUAAAUUUCGUAAAGUUUGGACUGCUAAAAAUGGUAAUUUUGUAUUACAUUUUAAUACACUACAUUUUUGUUAUUAUAAAUUUGAAGUAGUGUAAAUUAAAGUUAGACGAAAUCAAUUUUCUCCAGAAAUUACUUCAAAACAAGUGACAAUUUCUCUGAAAAUCGAUUUAAUUUCAAUGCAAUUUUGAUACUUAAACAAUCUACAACAUUUGCUGAAACCGGUUUUAUACAUCAUUUUGUAUAAUUUACUACCAUAAUUUUUUGAUGAAUUUUUAAAAACUGUCCCUUAACGUCACAUAUUAGCGGGGACGCACGCUUGCGACCUCAUUAUUAAAAGGCAAGAUGAAAAAACGUGGUAAUAGAAACCAAUACUUGUUAUUUAUAUAUUACGUAACAAAAGGUGUACAAUUUCAACGACUGAAUCUAUCAAUUUUACAUUUUUUUUCUAAAAUCGUUACCGGGCUCUUUACAGUUUACCGUUUAGCAAGCUGACUAAACAAUUCUAUUCAUACAUUUUUCAUUUUUUUACUCCACAAAAAAUUGGCCCAUCCAGUAUUUUUUUCGUAUUCGCCAACCAUACCAGUUACUUUCGAUGUCAUGCAAUUAGUUACAUUUCAAACUAUUUUUGUUUUUAGUGUAUAUUGAACCUGAUUCAUUUCUCCAGAUAUUUGCAGAGCUGAGAAUGAAUACACUGUGAUUUUUAUUUCGCUAACUUUAGAACUGUGAUAUUGAAAAUGAUUGUCUGAUAUCUGAAUUUAUUUAAUUCCUUAUAAGAGUAAUGAUGGCAGUUGUAAAAAAUGAAUACCGUUAUGGUAUGUACUUUUGUAUUUAACGUGCGCUAUGUUUUUGUAAUAACAUGCGCUACGCCGUUCGUCAACAAACUGUUUUGCAGUUUGGCGAAAUUUUUGUUACUGUUAAUGUAUGUGUUUUUUUUUUAUAAAAUAAUAAAUAAACAAUAAAAAAUGUUACUGGUGUAAGGAAUAUUUUGGCAUUUAGAUAGAAAUAUCAGCGUCUGUAUGUUUAAACAACCGGUUUAAACUUACUGUUGAUAGCAAGUCGAGAGUUCUGUACCUUUUUAUGUAAGGAUAUCGACAAUGCCAUGGACAUUAAAAUUGACCACUCCGCAAUAUUUUUCGAAGUUUAAGACGAAGUUUGUUCAAAACCUGACCAAGUAUAAAGAUGGUGUUGCUGUUAUCUUGGCAUAUAAGUUAGCGGAAACAAUAACUAUCACGGUGUAUAAGCUCCAUGGCGUCCCAGCCGUCUGCCUAACUUUUGUGUACCAAGUGUGUUUAUUUCAUUAUUUAAAAAAUUGGAUAGCUUGCCUGAAUGUAUAGGAGGCUUAAGUAGAUUAACAAGCAUUUAAUUAAAACAUUGUCUUGUGAAUACAUGUGACGUAUUUUCGGUUUGAUUUAUAUACCCAAAAUACACCUAACGCGUUGACAAUGGAGUCGUUUCAGAUAUGAUUGAGCAACUUGUUCACCAUUUGCCAUGAUACAUCUGAUGGCGACGCUAUGUCGGCCGUUUGACUAAGCGCAACAUUUUUUAAAACUGAAGUUUAAACUAUUUUUUUUUGUAUUGUCUAGUGUAAGUAGUGUGCACGUUGCAUUAAGGUGGACUAACGUUUUUUUGUCACUCGUUGCCAUGAAUACGCUUUGCGGGGUCACUCUUUAAUUUAAACCAUGGUCUUAUAAGGGCUGUCCCUGAAGUAAAGAGACAAAUUUAUUAUCAAAAAAUCUGGUAAACGUUAAAAGUUAUAAUUUUGGUUGAAAGUUGUAAGAAAAUUAAUUAAAUUAUUAAGUUGAUAUCGGUUUUGCGCCCACAACCUCUUAAAAAUAUUUUUUUCUUAAAGUGUUCGCGGCCCGUCACCUUACGGCUUUUCACGAUUUUGAAGCCACUCCUUUGGCCAUACAAAAUGUUUCGUCAAAAAAUUGGCUUUUGAUACAAUUUUUUGGUUCUAUGUUACAUCUAUAUGACUGAAUGGAAAUUAAUGAAUGGUUGUAUGGAAAUAUUGCCUUCAUGAACAUCACUGGGGUUCGCCGGAACAUUGGUUCAACAAUCGUCAAUAAACGCAGAGUACUCUUUUCAGUUAACUUGCAUAAACUUUUCGGCUCUCUUUUUGCACGUUUCUCUUGAUCCUUUAUAUGUCUAAAAGCAAUUUGGUUCAUAUAUGUUUUUAAACCUAGAUCGUUCCUUUUUCAUUCUGGCGACAGACAGCUUUGAUACUUUUAAUUUAUCCGCUGCCACUCUGACGGACGUUAACGGAGUCUUAUUAAAAAUCGAUUUAACUCUGUUAAUGAUUCGAGGUAGCGUGAUUGUCCUAUUUCUUCCCGAAACCUUAAAACUAAUCUCAACCGUUUCUUCAUAAUGUAUUUUUAUUAUAUAUAUAUACUAGUUUGUCUAGCUCUUCCUUGAAGAAAGUGUUUGAUAAUAUCUUUUUUAAUAUGAGACUCGUAAAAUAAAGGCAAUUGUGAAAAACCCUAAGAGCAUGUGCUUCAUAUUCUGAUGCUUAAAUUUGAAAAAACGAAUAAGCAAUAACGAAAUUCCCGCUUGAAAUAACAGACAAUGAAACCAUAGAAGCAAUGACACUAAAACUUUACUAUUGUUUUAAUAAAAUUUUCAGUCAGGAAGACUUUGAAAGUUGUCUCUUUACUUCCGGGACGCCCUUUAGUAUAUAAAUUCAACAUGCAUUUAUUAAUUAGAUAUAUUAUUUCCUUUCCAUAAUAAGCCAGUAGCCAGUCGAAUGUGAUACAAUAUAUCUUCUAAAAAACUGCUACGUUUGUCUCUUGGCCGACGCGCCCGAAAAACGACAAAAAAUAGUUGAUCCACCCAUAAAGAUUAUUCUAAUACCGCCCUGCAUUUGUUAUUAUUAACCUCGUCUCUUGUAAAUAGCGAUGACAAUGCUGCAAAACACGCAAAUUACGGCUAUUUUACAUGUUGAUCGAUGGGUUUUACCCUAGUCGUAUUAUCCGUAAAGUACAUUUGUUUCUAUUCCAAAAAAUAUUAUUAUCUGUAAAAAAAAAUUAUAAACAUACCAUGAACCAAAAUUCAGCUGAAACUAGCAUCCCUUUAUUUAGUCAAAGCGGAGUCACGCAGUAUUUUCCCAAUUUCUCUAGUCUUUACUUUAAAAAUUACAACGAAUUUUACGUAACACAGUAUUAAACUACGGCGUACUCAUAUCGCACUCGCGCAUAUUUGACUGAACGAUUGCAUACGUCGCAGAAUACUGAAUACUAGCCUUGGCAAAUCGGUGGACAGAGGCAGAGGCCUGUUUGAUGACGAGUGCACGCCGGGGGAGGAAACAGCCGGUGAGCAUCCUUACUUGCUUAAAAAAAGCUAUUAGACUUGAAAGCGACCGGUCGGUGUCCGGACUUAUCGUUAAUAUUUAAUGUUAUUUAUUUUUGGACAAAGCAAUUAAUGGACAUAGUUUAGAGUCGAGAAUUUCGGGUCAGACUAUAUGAAUUCAUGAUUAAAUCUGACUGGAUGAACUGUAGGUUUGGUUGCUGCUGAAUUAUUUACCAGGUACCACGGUUGAUGGGGUCAUUUGGUGUCGCCUAUGUUCAUAAAAUUAUUUGUGUUGUAACGCCACCUUAUUAUUACCUAAUCCUAGUAUUCUAAAAUGUCAUGUCAACGCCCUUGAUUGUAGAUUUGUGUCGGUAUAUUAGGAAGAAUUCUCUCUUGUUUUCAUGCUGCAUUUUUAUUUUUAGUUACCUGGCGUAAAUUAGAUUUUUUUUUCUUAUUGACUCUGAUGGAUUAAAACUUUUAAAUGUCGUUGUUUUUAAGCUUUCGUAUACCUUAUUCAAAUUAGAUGUGGAAUUUGCAAAAAAUAGAAUGAAUAAGUUAAGCACUUUUACUAAAAAGACAAACUAGGCUCUUUCAUUUCAAUAGGUUAAAUAAAAACUUGUUACCACAUCUUCCUGUUUGAAGGAACUGUGUAUACAACAAGUUGAAGCUGUUUGGUGAAAGCAACUAUCACCAACUACUGCUUGUCAGGCGGUACUCGGCUUGUUAAACGUUUUAUUCAUUUGAUGUAAGUGAUUGUGUUAUUACUUAAUAAUAUGUAAUGUAGUGUAAUUACCGAUUGCAUAAUUGUUUACAUCGUUACGGGCGAACACCUGAGCCCGCGGGUCACACAGACUGCCGACGGUGUGCUGUCGGCCACUCGUAUGUACUUGUACAGCACACAGCAUAUAGCUCGGUGGUAAUGCUUGCCUGGUCUGCACAUUUACGCUCGGCCGUUUUACUCGACGGUCUGUGUGUGCCCCUUAACUUGUUUUUAUCUGAUUUAAUACUAUAUUACCCAUAUUAUUCAAUUCAAUUCCACUGUUAGAGCUUUGCCUCCUAUUUUUAGAGAUGAUGAUUUCAUUGGGAAAAGGUUAUUUUAAUGUCAUUUGUUUUUUUUUUUAAUUUAACGGAGACUAUAGUUUAAUUAAAAUAUCCGUAUGGUAUUGUUGUUAUACUAUUAUGCUAUAUUGUAUCGUUUUCUGAAAUAAAAUACUUAAUUUACGAUA
Messenger RNA from Cydia pomonella (codling moth), 7400 nucleotides. It is a transcript of the gene Vap33, whose product is annotated as vesicle-associated membrane protein-associated protein B. Gene Ontology annotation, cellular component: plasma membrane; endoplasmic reticulum membrane. Gene Ontology annotation, biological process: endoplasmic reticulum membrane organization. Gene Ontology annotation, molecular function: FFAT motif binding. The transcript is spliced from 8 exons. The record is from RefSeq and is a predicted model, not a curated record. NCBI's taxonomy places the organism in Eukaryota, Metazoa, Arthropoda, Insecta, Lepidoptera, Tortricidae. The coding region runs from base 186 to 1028 and encodes 280 amino acids.